Molecule: messenger RNA, 3002 nt
Organism: Ornithorhynchus anatinus (platypus)
Lineage: Eukaryota; Metazoa; Chordata; Mammalia; Monotremata; Ornithorhynchidae
Gene: DARS2
Product: aspartyl-tRNA synthetase 2, mitochondrial
Exons: 18
Coding region: 335-2269 (644 amino acids)
Biological process (GO): aspartyl-tRNA aminoacylation
Cellular component (GO): cytoplasm; mitochondrion
Molecular function (GO): aspartate-tRNA ligase activity; nucleic acid binding; ATP binding
Source: RefSeq, a predicted model, not a curated record
CACCGUGAAGGAAGGCGGGGCUCGGGGGCCGCGGAAUGGCGGCCGAGGCCUGCACGUCCUCGUGGGCUUCCGCACCUCUCCACCCCGGGCUCGUCGCCUGCUGAGAGAUGCAGGCCCAUUCGAUUUCUUUCCCGCGCCCUGCUCUCAUCCAAAGGAGGAACUUGACAACCUGAGAAGCAAGCUUGACAUAUCCCAGAGUCCCAGAGGUAGGGGCAAAUCAGAGGAUGUAAUUUCACCCUAACUUGAGGGUGAUUAAGACCACUACUACACCCCCUCCGAAGACAAGAAGUGUGAAAGUCGUCAUCUUGGUUCCAACACAACCUGUGACCCCAAAAUGCCUUUCCCCUGUGGACUACUUCUGUCAUUCUGGAGUCCGUUAGGGCCUGCCAGAAAGACAAUACAGCCUCUCCGGUGGUUCUUCUCUCGUAACCUCACAUUGAGUUCGUGGAAGAGAAUACCAGAUUUUAAUAGCUUUGUUGCCCGGACUAACACUUGUGGAGAGUUGUGUUCCUCUCACUUGGGCCAAGAGGUUACCUUGUGUGGAUGGAUUCAGUACCGAAGGCAAAGCCUUUUCCUGGUCCUGAGAGAUUUCCAUGGACUCAUUCAAGUUGUCAUUCCCCAGGAUGAGUCGGCUGCUUCAGUGAAGAAAGCAUUAUGUGAGGCCCCUAUGGAAUCUGUUGUGCAAGUGACAGGGACCGUCAUCUCCCGACCCCCAGGGCAGGAGAAUCCGAAAAUGCCGACAGGUGAGAUUGAAAUUAAAGUGAAAUCUGCAGAGAUUUUGAAUUCCUGCAAGAAGUUGCCCUUUGAAAUUAAAGACUUUUUGAAGAAAACUGAAGCUCUACGGAUGCAGUAUCGUUAUUUGGACUUACGCAGUUUUCAGAUGCAACACAAUCUGCGCCUGAGAUCCCAAAUGGUCAUGAAAAUGCGGGAAUUCCUCUGCAAUCUGCAUGGAUUUGUGGAUGUAGAAACACCAACAUUAUUUAAGAAAACUCCAGGGGGUGCAAAGGAAUUUGUGGUACCUUCAAGAGAGCCUGGAAAAUUUUACUCCCUCCCUCAGAGUCCUCAGCAGUUUAAACAGCUCCUGAUGGUCGGAGGCUUGGACAGGUAUUUCCAGGUGGCCCGCUGCUUUCGAGAUGAAGGUUCAAAGCCAGACAGGCAGCCUGAGUUUACACAGAUUGAUAUAGAAAUGUCAUUUGUUGACCAAGCUGGGAUUCAGAAGCUGAUUGAGGGCUUGCUUCAAUUUUCCUGGCCUAAGGAAAAAGGACAUAUUACUACUCCUUUCCCUUCCAUGAGCUACUCUGAGGCUCUGACCUCCUAUGGGCUUGAUAAACCAGAUACUCGCUUUGGAAUGAAGAUUCUUGACGUGUCUGAUAUACUCAAGACGACAGAGAUUGAAUUUGUGCAGAAGGCCCUCAGUGAACCCCAGGGUGCUAUCAAAGCCAUCUGUGUCCCUGAAGGAACAAAACAUCUUAAAAGGAAAGACAUUGAAUCCCUUAAAGAGUUUGCAGAAACUCAUUUUAACCAGGAAAUUUCACCUUUAUACUUGAGGUCCAACAGAAACUGGAAGUCUCCAUUUACCAAGGCUCUAAGUGAGGAACAGAAAUUGGAAUUUAUCAAAUUAAUGGAGAUCCAGGAAGAGGACCUUGUCCUACUAACUGCUGGAGAGCACACGAAUUCGUGCUCUCUGUUAGGAAAGCUCCGCUUGCAAUGCGCCGAACUUCUGGAGUCAAGAGGAUUAAUGCUCCGUGACCCGUCUGCGUUUCACUUCCUCUGGGUGGUGGAUUUUCCCUUGUUUCUUCCCAAGGAAGAAAACCCUGAAGAGUUAGAAUCAGCCCAUCACCCGUUUACUGCCCCUCAUCCUGAUGACACCCACCUCCUCUUCUCUGAGCCCAGAAAGGUCCGAAGCCAGCAUUAUGACUUGGUGCUGAAUGGCAGUGAGGUAGGUGGUGGCUCCAUCCGAAUUCACAGCGCAGAGCAGCAGCAUUACAUCCUGGAGACUGUGCUGAAGGAAGAUGUCAAGCUGCUUUCCCACUUGCUUGAAGCUUUAAGUUUCGGGGCACCCCCACACGGAGGAAUCGCUCUUGGACUGGACAGACUCAUCUGCCUCAUCACUGGAGCACCAAGCAUCAGAGACGUCAUAGCUUUCCCAAAAUCCGUCCGGGGACAUGAUCUCAUGAGCAAUGCUCCAGACUACCUCCCUCCGGAGGAACUAAAACCUUACCACAUCCAGGUCCAGUGGCCAGGAAAUUCAGAAGGGGACGGGAACUAAUUCAAACCGAGGAGCGAGAGGUCUCUGGCCUGGGAAGCUGUUUAUGAAAGAGCCUUUCCGCUUUGAAGUCUCCAAUAACCGAAGGCCAGGGUGAGAAGACUGACGUACUGCCGCAGAUUUCGCCAACGCUCUUUUUAAUUUCGGCUCUCCUGGAAGGUUGUAGAGAACUGAAGGAACAAAUGGAGACUCUCUGAUGCCUUUACCAGGUUGUGGAAUCACAGACGGGAAAUUAGAUUUUACUUGGAAUGGAGAGAGACAGGUAAGUCCUCCUGUCCCUCCAUGAAUUAGUGAUAGGAUGAGAUCGAAAUAGCAUGAUGCUGUUUGUACCGACUCGGGUAGAACAUCAUUCCAUUAAAGAUGUAAAUGAUCGAACGAAUCAUGAUUAAAUGGGAAAAAUGCUGCCAUCUAAAGGCAGGUUAGUCAAUUUUAGGGGCUCAAAGGCAAAUCCAUGUAGCCCUAGGGGAAGAGCAAAACUGUUUUCAUGGCGGGAGACCAAGUCCCACAAUCAUUUGUAGCCAACAGCCAGGAAAGAUGCUAGUCUGGGCAGCUAGUAUAGGUCUGUGUAUUUACAUUUGUUCCAGAAUUUUCAGACUUCCUGAAUAUGGCUCUUAGCUGUUGCCAGCAUGGCUCCUCAGUGGUUACAGAUGAGAGCCUUGGUGAUUUUGAACCUAAUAGCUAGUGGUUUUAAGUCUGUAACUUCUUUAGUUUCUGAAUAAAAUCUAUUUUUAAUGCU